AUGGAAAAGACAAGAGAUAUGACUAGUAUUAGUAGUGUUCAUGUAAUGAGUGGAAGUGUUGGAAGUGAAGAGUUGGUGACACUUGACAAGAGUGCGCUCAAUAACACAUUUCCUGACCCGGAGUUCGAAGAAGGGGUGAAAACGUAUCGACAGGAAUGGCUCCCAGAAAUUCCGGCCACUUCUGAACAAGUGUUUCAAAGAAUGAGUUUUUCUGAGGCGUUCACCACAGCAUACGAAUACAUACAGUACUUCGCUGUGGGUUUGGAGCAAAUACUGUUGGAUCAGGUGCUACACGAUGGCAAAAUGACCACAGACUUCAAAGACAUAGAGUACGAUCUGUUCCAGUUGUUGUGUGAGAUACAGCUGGGAAUGCAUUUACAAAGCAUUGAGCCAAAGGCGGACGUCUUGCGGCACGUGAUGUCCCAUCAGUACCGCGACAUCAAUGAGGCGUCGCUCCGGAAUCUUCGCGAUUACUUAAUCCUAAGAGAUUAUAUCUCUGCCACCAAUUUUAUAGCCCAGUUGUUUGCAUAUCUCAGAUCCAAAGCUAGAGCCGAGUCGAGUGAGGUUUAGGCCCCCGACCGACGACCAACACACGGACUCUGUAUUCAAAGAUUCAUUGAUUGCCAACACUUGUGAACAAUGUUUUGAAGUUUCAACACUCUCUCUACAAUUACAUGAUUUCAAAACCACUUUACCGUAUAUUUUAAAGCUGUGAU
This is a messenger RNA of Oppiella nova, 716 nucleotides long. The record is from the annotation of a GenBank genome assembly. NCBI's taxonomy places the organism in Eukaryota, Metazoa, Arthropoda, Arachnida, Sarcoptiformes, Oppiidae.